AGGCAGACCAUGAUUCAGUAGCCAGCAUAUGAUUCAGCAGAGCUUUGUAUAAAAGUAUAAAGUUCAAAAACAACCCCAAAAAAGCUCGGGAAGUAGUGGAUUGUUUUUAUCCCUCCUGGAAUCACCACUGACAGCACCCAUGAAGUUCUGACAGAAGAACACGCCAGGAUGACAAAGUAGUGUCUUUUAAAGAGCAGCCAACAACAAGCACAUAGGGAAUCUUUCAACAAAUACAGAAUCCAUCUGAGAAUAUGCUGCCACAAAUACUGUUUUUGCUGCUACUAUCCUUGAACUUGGUUCAUGGAGUGUUUUAUGCUGAACGAUAUCAAACACCCACCGGCAUAAAAGGCCCACAACCCAACACCAAGACACAGUUCUUCAUUCCCUACACCAUAAAGAGUAAAGGUAUAGCGGUAAGAGGAGAGCAAGGUGUUCCUGGUCCACCAGGACCCGCUGGACCUCGAGGGCACCCAGGUCCUUCCGGACCACCAGGAAAACCAGGCUACGGAAGUCCUGGACUCCAAGGAGAGCCAGGGUUGCCAGGACCACCAGGACCAUCAGCUGUAGGGAAGCCAGGUGUGCCAGGACUCCCAGGAAAACCAGGAGAGAGAGGACCAUAUGGACCAAAAGGAGAUAUUGGACCAGCUGGCCUACCAGGACCACGGGGCCCACCGGGGCCACCUGGAAUCCCUGGACCAGCAGGUAUUUCUGUGUCAGGAAAACCUGGACAACAAGGACCCACAGGAGCCCCAGGACCCAGGGGCUUUCCUGGAGAAAAGGGUGCACCAGGAGUCCCUGGCAUGAAUGGUCAGAAAGGGGAAAUGGGAUAUGGUGCUCCUGGCCGUCCAGGUGAGAGGGGUCUUCCAGGCCCUCAGGGUCCCAUGGGACCACCUGGCCCUCCUGGAGUGGGAAAAAGAGGUGAAAAUGGGGUUCCAGGACAGCCAGGCAUCAAAGGUGAUAGAGGUUUUCCAGGAGAAAUGGGACCAACUGGCCCACCAGGUCCCCAAGGCCCUCCUGGGGAACGAGGGCCAGAAGGCAUUGGAAAGUCAGGAGCUGCUGGAGCCCCGGGCCAGCCAGGGAUUCCAGGAACAAAAGGUCUCCCUGGGGCUCCAGGAAGAAGUGGGCCCCCAGGGCCUCCUGGCUUUGGGAAACCAGGCUUGCCAGGUCUGAAGGGACAAAGAGGACCUGCCGGCCUUCCUGGGGGUCCAGGUGCCAAAGGGGAACAAGGGCCAGCAGGUCUUCCUGGGAAGCCAGGUCUACCUGGACCCCCUGGGAAUAUGGGACCCCAAGGACCAAAAGGCAUCCCAGGCAACCAUGGUCUCCCAGGUCCUAAAGGUGACACAGGGCCAGCUGGGCCUGCAGGAUACCCUGGGGCUAAGGGUGAAAGGGGCUCCCCUGGGUCAGGUGGAAAACCAGGGUAUCCAGGAGAACCAGGUCUCAGUGGUCCUAAGGGUAACCCAGGGCUACCAGGCCCAAAAGGUGAUCCUGGAGUUGGAGGCCCUCCUGGUCUCCCAGGCCCCAUGGGUCCAGGAGGAGCUAAGGGAAUGCCAGGACACAGUGGAGAGGCUGGUCCAAGAGGUGCCCCUGGAAUACCAGGUAUUAGAGGCCCUAUUGGGCCACCAGGCAUUCCAGGUUUCCCUGGGUCUAAAGGGGAUCCAGGAAAUCCUGGUCCUCCUGGCCCAGCUGGCAUAGCAACUAAGGGCCUCAAUGGACCCACUGGGCCACCAGGGCCUCCAGGUCCAAGAGGCCACUCUGGAGAGCCUGGCCUUCCAGGGCCCCCUGGACCCCCUGGCCCACCAGGUCAAGCAGUCAUGCCUGAAGGUUUUAUAAAGGCAGGCCAAAGGCCCAGUCUUUCUGGGAUGCCACUUGUUAGUGCCAACCAGGGAGUAACAGGAAUGCCCGUGUCUGCUUUUACUGUUAUUCUCUCCAAAGCUUACCCAGCAAUAGGAACUCCCAUCCCAUUUGAUAAGAUUUUGUAUAACAGGCAACAGCAUUAUGACCCAAGGACUGGAAUUUUUACUUGUAGGAUACCAGGAAUAUACUAUUUUUCCUACCACGUGCAUGUGAAAGGGACUCAUGUUUGGGUAGGCCUGUAUAAGAAUGGCACCCCUGUAAUGUACACCUAUGAUGAAUAUAUCAAAGGCUACCUGGAUCAGGCUUCAGGGAGUGCCAUCAUUGAUCUCACAGAAAAUGACCAGGUGUGGCUCCAGCUGCCCAAUGCCGAGUCAAAUGGCCUAUACUCCUCUGAGUACGUCCACUCCUCUUUCUCAGGAUUCCUAGUGGCUCCAAUGUGAGUACACCCUACAGAGCUAAUCUAAAUCUUCUGCUUGAAAAGGCAUUCUCCAACUUUACCCCACCCUACAAAAUGCAUAUGGAGGUAGGCUGAAAAGAAUAUAAUUUUUAUUUUCUGAAAUACAGAUUUGAGUUAUCAGACCAACAAACCUUCCCCCUGAAAAGUGAGCAGCAAUGUAAAAACACAUGUGAAGACCCUCUUGAAUUUCUAGUCAGCAAUCCUAAGGCUCUUUAAAGUUUUCUGUGAAUUCCUUCAAUAUUUAAAAAUAUCACCAAAGAAGUCCUGCUAUGUUAAAAAAAAAAAAAAAAAAACUAUCAA
Messenger RNA from Saimiri boliviensis boliviensis (Bolivian squirrel monkey), 2611 nucleotides. RefSeq names its product collagen type X alpha 1 chain (gene COL10A1). The record is from RefSeq and is a predicted model, not a curated record. NCBI's taxonomy places the organism in Eukaryota, Metazoa, Chordata, Mammalia, Primates, Cebidae. Gene Ontology annotation, molecular function: protein binding.